Molecule: messenger RNA, 1296 nt
Organism: Phaeodactylum tricornutum CCAP 1055/1
Lineage: Eukaryota; Bacillariophyta; Bacillariophyceae; Surirellales; Neidiaceae
Exons: 1
Coding region: 109-762 (217 amino acids)
Biological process (GO): vesicle budding from membrane; late endosome to vacuole transport via multivesicular body sorting pathway
Cellular component (GO): multivesicular body; ESCRT III complex
Source: RefSeq, a predicted model, not a curated record
CAAGGACGAGCGAAGCAGAACUUCCAUGGCGAUUAGGAUCAGUUCGGUGCGUCCCGCUAUCUUUGUCUUUGUCGGAUUUACACAACCGUUGUGGUGUUGUGUCUAAGGAUGGGUGGAGGGUCAAGUAAGCCGAAAGCAAAAGCUGCGCCGCCAGCAAUUUCCGACGUUGAUCGUGCCAUCUUGGACCUGAAGAAUGCCCGUGAUCGUCUACAGCGCUACCGGACCAAGCUGGAAGCGGACGACGCCAAGCUUUUGACACAGGCGAAAAAAGCCAAAGAUACUGGCAAAAGAGAGAGGGCUUUGGGAUUGCUGAGAUUACGCAAGUACAAGACACAACAAGCUAAAACAUGCGAAGACCAGCUUUUCAAUGUGCUCCAGAUGGUAGACACGAUAGAUUCGAAGCAGAACGAGACACAAAUGUUGUCCGCAUUGGCUGCUGGAAAAGAUACUCUGAAAAAGAUGCACGAGGAGACAACAGUAGAUGAUGUUUUGGACUUGAUGGAGGAAAUAAAGGAUGGAAUUGCUGUUGAGCAAGAAAUUACGGAGAUUCUACAGGGAGUUCCGGAAUUGUCAGCCGCGGACGAAGAUGCCGUGGAGGCCGAACUGGAAGCCCUGCAACGUGAAAUGGAAGGCGGUACACAAAGCGAUACUACGAAAAUUCCGGAAAUGCCAGUUGUCCCGACAUCGAAACUGCCCGAUGUUCAAGAACCGGUGCACGAAGCUGCCAAGGCCAAGCUUGCAAGGGUUGCAGUUCCGGGAUAGAAGCUUACUCUGGGUGCGCAAGUGUCUAAAUCAAUUCACUAUUGUUUAGAAUCACAGCUGAAGGUACCAGUAACUUUACUACUGGCGUGAUCCGUCUUUUGUUUGUGUCGUCCUUUUUUGCUAGGCUGUUCCUCACCACCCUGUACUUCUUCUCUUCGCUGCCGCUUCCUCUCGUCACGAGCAAUCAAAAUUUUGGCACGGGCAAUUUCUUCCUGGAUCAUUCCAUCUCCCCUCGUUUUCAUGUAUCGUUUACGCAGUGCCGUGUUGGCUUUCCGAGUGUCCACGUCCUUCUUGUCGCUGUAGCACGUUGUCGUACUCUCGGUCGAAUGCGGAACUUCUUCCGGGUUGACUUUCUUCUUGGCCAGCGCCUUCUUUUCUUUCUUGCGUUCGUCCCGUGCUAUCAGAACCAUGGCGCGCUCUCGAUCUGUCUCGGUCAUACCUUCUCCUUGAGUCUCAACGUAGCGCUGGCGCAACGCCUGAUUCGUUUCGAUGACGGCGGCGUCGGCCUGCGGCAGCCAAUGGGUGGGUUUGCUG